Messenger RNA from Hippoglossus stenolepis (Pacific halibut), 3879 nucleotides. Its product is annotated as natural resistance-associated macrophage protein 2. Gene Ontology annotation, cellular component: plasma membrane. The coding region runs from base 362 to 2134 and encodes 590 amino acids. Gene Ontology annotation, biological process: metal ion transport. Gene Ontology annotation, molecular function: iron ion transmembrane transporter activity; manganese ion transmembrane transporter activity; cadmium ion transmembrane transporter activity. The record is from RefSeq and is a predicted model, not a curated record. NCBI's taxonomy places the organism in Eukaryota, Metazoa, Chordata, Actinopteri, Pleuronectiformes, Pleuronectidae. The transcript has 16 exons.
GGUCACGUGGUCGAAACCGGACAAACAUCUGUGACUUGUCUUGUGUCCUUUGUCCUCUUCCUCCUCCUGACCUACCUGUCCGGUGAGUCCACACCUCCUCCUCUUCCUCCUCUUCCUCCUCUUCCUCCACUCAGGGAACAAUGUUCAACCUGCUCCCUCCUCUCAUUCCUCUGGAAACUACAAGGAAACGAGGAGGAGGAGGAGGAGGAGCAUGAAGCAUUUACCGGAUUCAGGUGAAACAGUGGAAUGUUUGUUUUCUACUGAGUGAGGAGAUAGACAGACAGGAGACAGACAGAGGGACAGGAGACAGACAGACAGGAGACAGGUGAGGAAGAAGAAGAAGAAGAAGAAGAAGAAGAAGAUGUUGUCCUUCCUGCGCUCAGUGAGAGAUCCCACACCCGAGAGCUUCCACAUCUCGUCCCUGCCGCCCAGUGUCCCCAGCUGCCAGGAGGACGUACGGACAGCAGCACCAGCUCCAGAUGUGGCGGCAGAGAGAGAGUGUGUGAGCGUGAUCCAGACGACACACACUCACCGAGGCGCCGCUCCCUCCGUCUUCUUCCAGAAACACAACCAUGAUCCUGUUGCCACCACGUACUUCGACCAGAAGGUCCCUGUCCCCGACGAGGACAGUGAGCAGACGAGCUUCAGUCUGCGGAAGCUGUGGGCCUUCACUGGGCCGGGCUUCCUGAUGAGCAUCGCCUACCUGGACCCAGGGAACAUCGAGUCCGACCUGCAGUCUGGAGCUAAAGCCGGAUUCAAGCUCCUCUGGGUGCUGCUGGGCGCCACCAUCAUCGGCCUGCUGCUGCAGCGGCUGGCGGCGCGACUGGGCGUGGUCACGGGGAUGCACCUGGCCGAGGUCUGCAACCGCCAGUACCACCGGGUGCCGCGUGUCAUCCUGUGGUUGAUGGUGGAGCUGGCCAUCAUCGGCUCGGACAUGCAGGAGGUCAUCGGCUGUGCCAUCGCCUUCAACCUCCUCUCCAGCGGCAGGAUUCCCCUGUGGGGCGGCGUCCUCAUCACCAUCGUCGACACCUUCGUCUUCCUCUUCUUGGACAAGUACGGUCUGAGGAAGCUGGAAGCCUUUUUUGGUUUACUCAUCACGGUCAUGGCCAUCACGUUUGGAUAUGAGUAUGUGACGGUGAGUCCGGACCAGGGUCAGCUGCUGAAGGGGAUGUUCGUGCCGUACUGCCAGGGCUGCGGACCCGUUCAGAUGACUCAGGCCGUCGGCAUCGUGGGAGCCGUCAUCAUGCCUCACAACAUCUACCUCCACUCUGCUCUGGUCAAGUCUCGAGAAGUGGAUCGAACCAACCGGAAGGAAGUCAAAGAGGCCAACAAAUACUUCUUCAUCGAGUCGACCAUCGCCCUCUUCAUCUCUUUCCUCAUUAAUGUCUUCGUGGUGGCUGUUUUCGCCGAGGCUUUCUACGGUCGCACCAACAUGGAGGUGCACAACGUCUGCAAUGAUUCAGGAAGUCCUCAUUCACAUCUGUUCCCUCUGGACAAUCAAACUCUGGAGGUGGACAUCUACAAAGGGGGAGUGGUGCUGGGCUGCUUCUUCGGCCCAGUGGCGCUCUACAUCUGGGCCGUGGGGAUCCUCGCAGCUGGUCAGAGCUCCACCAUGACUGGAACGUACUCUGGACAGUUUGUUAUGGAGGGUUUCUUGAACCUGCGCUGGUCGCGUUUCGCUCGGGUGCUGUUGACCCGCUCCAUCGCCAUCACCCCCACCCUGCUGGUGGCCAUCUUCCAGGACGUGCAUCGUCUCACGGGCAUGAACGACUUCCUGAACGUGCUGCAGAGCAUGCAGUUGCCUUUCGCCCUCAUUCCCAUCCUCACCUUCACCAGUCUUCCUUCUCUCAUGAACGAGUUUGCCAACGGACUGGUGUAUAAGAUCGGAGGGGGGGCGGUGAUCCUGCUCGUCUGCUCCAUCAACACCUACUUCGUUGUGGUUUACGUGACGACUCUGGACAGCGUGUGGCUCUAUGUGCUGGCGGCGCUGCUCUCUGUGGCAUACCUGACAUUUGUGGGAUAUUUGGUGUGGCUGUGCCUGAUCGCUCUGGGAGUUUCUUGGCUGGAUCCGACCACACGGAGAGGAAACGACACGACCAUCCUGAUCGAGCAGCAGCCGGAGUUUGAUUCCUGAAGCACGUGUGUGUGUGUGGACGCUCGUCACUAAGGUGCAGCUGUGAACCAGCUUUGACCACAUGUACUUUUCUUUCGUGCUGAUUUCUUAUUUCUGCAGCAGCAUUUGUUCAAUCGUUUUUGCAAAUUAACACUAAUUAACCUUUUCAUUUGUUUAUUUAAAGUGACCAUGAUCACAGAGUGUGGAGCACAAACAGAACAACACACAGCAUGGCCGAACAAACAUGAAUCAAACGAAGGAAGGACGUUCUUCAGAAAGUACCCAGUGCACAAAUAACUUCUACUUAAUACCACGUUAUCGCCAUAAUUUAUGUGACCUAGUUCUUUUCAAAUGGUUUUUUUUGCUGAAUGUUUGCUCGAUCUGAUUGGACGGACUGAGGCUCCUGUGCACAGUCCUCUAACUCAGAAACCUUACGAGUGUAGAACUUUUACCUCAAAACGUGUUUUGUGAGGAAACAGAAUUCAUUGUUUUUUAAAGCCCUGCAGAUACUGUGAGUGUGUAGUUUCUCUUUUGGUCACAGGGAGGCAGCGGAGGCCACAGCAGAGAUUCCUCAGCUCCAGUCUCAACCCCUGGAACUGCACAACACAUUAAAUACCAUGGUGUGUUACAUCAUGUGUUGUUGUAUUGUAGAAAUAUCUGCAGCGACAGGACUGGUCUGUGAUGUUCUAACUGUACGUGCAGCUGCUGCUCCACAUGCCUGUGGCCUUGGUAUGUCUGAGGAGUCGCAGCUAUUGUGCAACUGCAAAUGAGCUCUGCUGGUUCCAGUGCCGCUGGAAUUCCAGUCCUGAAGAGCCCCAGCCUCUGCGAGCUGAGGAGAAGCGGAUGGACGGGUUUUUUCUUUGCAUUGUGGCGUGGAACUUUUAUUUUUCUCUCCCUCCUCUCCCUGUCAUGGAGGCAGAGUUAUGUAAGAGCUGAGGGAGAGUCUUCCCACCGCCCCUCUCUGUUUUUGUUUUUCUCAAUGAGCCAAUGUCUCCCUGCCGAGGCCUCACAGCCUGUCCAGUAGGCCCCUUUCCUGGAAACACUGCCUAGGAGAGGCCACUCAGGGGCAGGCCUGCAAGGCGGGAGGAGGAGGAGGAGGAGGAGAAGGAGGUGGUGGGGGGGGGCUCUUCCAGCAAAUCACAUGACUGUAGACCCUCCAGUCCCGGCCCUACUUGAAGCUGAGAUGCACAUUUCAGCAGCUAGUUUGUCAUCAGCAGGACUGGAAGGGGCCAUAAUGCACGGCAGCGUGUAGAGGCUGUGAGCAGAAGCUGUGGAUUCCUGGUGUGAAAUGUAGAAGCAGAACCACAACGUCUGAUGGAUGGACUCAGUGUGUGUGUGUGUGUGUUAAUGUCAUUGUUAUUUUUAUGCAUUUUUAUUUCACAAUGUCAUUGCUGUGCAGUAUAACUUGAUGAACAGUGUUUUUAUUUGCUAGUUGUAUUAUUUUUCUGAAUGGAGGACGACGGUUUGGCUCCAGGGCCUCGAUAUCUUUACGACUGAUUCAUGACAAAAUGAGUUUUUCUAACACACUGAUGUGUUUGUAUCUUUGCUGUCGUGCUACAGCUGAUGACUUGUCACAGAUUAACAGAGUAACUCGUUGAUUUAUUCUUUGCAAAGAGACAUGUUGCUGUUUCCGGACUGUGGGACAGUUGAUUUAAUGAGACGUAUUAAUAAUCAUUAACUGUGUCAUCGUGCUGUAAACAAACAAUUCAACCUGAACAAACACAAUAAAGCAGAACAGAGAGUUUCACCUGAUUGUUUCACAAAUA